Messenger RNA from Pundamilia nyererei, 3993 nucleotides. RefSeq names its product LIM domain-binding protein 3. The record is from RefSeq and is a predicted model, not a curated record. Gene Ontology annotation, molecular function: muscle alpha-actinin binding; actin binding. The transcript is spliced from 15 exons. Gene Ontology annotation, biological process: actin cytoskeleton organization; muscle structure development; heart development. The coding region runs from base 516 to 2477 and encodes 653 amino acids. Lineage: Eukaryota; Metazoa; Chordata; Actinopteri; Cichliformes; Cichlidae. Gene Ontology annotation, cellular component: filamentous actin; stress fiber; adherens junction.
CUGCUGACCUUUAAGCUAUCAGUGCCACUCCACUCGUGGCCUUUCUGUUUGGGCUUUAUCGCCACCGAGAUAAUGAGACGUUUCCUGACGCUGCCCCUGAUUGGAUGCGUGGGAGACCCUGGGCGCUGCAUGAUUGAGGGGGGCAGUGAGGAGGGUCUAGAAGAAUCUGCUGGUCUAUAUUAGCCGCUGUGAAUCACGGCGAGCCUGGCAUACCGGGUGUCCCCUUUCACGCCAUAUAAGUCCACCCCCCCUCCUUUCCCUGCAGACCCCCCUGCCCUGCCUCACCCCGCCUCACCCCACCGCCCCCCCACAAUGCCACACCACUGUCUGAGGCUAUUCUUAGGCUGUCACUUCAGCCCGUCCGAGCAGGCAGGUCCUCCUCUUUCUCCUCUCAGCUGCUGCGACUCGUUCUCUUCCUCUCCGAGCCGUCCCGUGUCUCCUGCAGCUGCCGGUGGGUUUUGUUCCAGAAACUCUGCUCUGACUUUGAAGGAUCUUUGUAGUUGUGUGGAAGAAGAAUGAGCACCUACACCGUGUCGCUGCCAGGCCCCGGGCCCUGGGGCUUCAGGCUGCAGGGGGGCAAGGACUUCAACAUGCCGCUGACCAUCUCCAGGAUCUCUCCAGGCAGCAAGGCGGCGCAGGGCAACCUGAUGCAGGGUGAUGUCAUCGUCGCCAUCGAUGGCGUCAGCACCGAGGGGAUGACUCACCUGGAGGCCCAGAACAAAAUCAAGAUGGCAAACUACAACCUGGCACUCACCAUGUCCAAGUCGAAGCGUCCGAUUCCGAUGGCGGCACCGAGAAUGGACGCCACGAUUCCCGUCGUCCCUCACCAGCAGGUUUUCCCCCCCGCCGCUCCACCUGCCGGCUUCAAUCCCAGCGUGCUGAUGGACUCCGCCCUCUCCACCAGCAAGCCCAUUGAAGUAAAAGGCCCCGGCGGUAAGGCCACCAUCAUCCACGCCCAGUACAACACGCCCAUCAGUAUGUAUUCACAGGACUCCAUCAUGGACGCCAUCGCGGGACAAACACAGACCAAGGGCCACGACGCUGGUUCUGUCCCAGUCAUGGACCGCCUCGUGGACAGCGCCUCGCUGGUCUAUCAGGCCGUCCAGAGCACAGAGAAGGACCCGGAGCUGAGCGAAUGGAGCCGCCGCAGCACCAACGUGCAGUCCAAGUCCUUCCAGGUCCUGGCCCACAUGACCGGCACCGAGUCCUCGCUCACUGAAGAGGAGGCGGCGGCUGUGAAGAGGAGCAGCCUGAAGAGACAGCCUGCCGCUGGUUUCGGCCUCCAGUACAGAGCUGCAGUCUCCAGCCAGUACGGUGCACAUCCUACCAUGCAGCCGGCGCCACAAGUUCCACACCCACAGCAGUACCAGCCAAUACCACAGCAAUACCAACAUGCACCUAUGCAGCAAGCUCCACAAGCUCGGCCCCCACAGCAGUAUCAACCAAUGCCACAGCAGUACCAACAACCACCCACACAGCAGGCUCCACCCACUCAACAGAGCUCAAUUCAGAUCCCUGUUGGCUCCGCCCCCCCUAAGGUAGUCAGUACUGCCUGCAUCUACCCUUCACAGCCAGCACCACCUAUGGCUCCAGCUGCAGUGCCACCGCAGCACCGCCCUCCAGCCGCCGCCCCGGCCCCGCUUCUGGCUGCUCCAGCAUCCUCCAACAGACCCCCGUGGGUGACCGACUCAAACUUCGCUGAUAAGUUUGACCCCGGCAAGACCACCUCCAGCACCAUCAAGGUGCAGCCACUGCCCCAGGCCGCCCCUCCCCCACCAGCGUACAUCCCUAACCCCUCCCCUGCUGGGCAUGCAGCUCCCAGCCCCGCCCCCAUCACCCCCAGCCCUGGACCCAUGACCUCUAGCCCCGCCCCCUUUCCACCUGUGGCCAGAGGCGUGGCCCAAAGAGCGGAGAGGUUUGCAGCCAGCAGUCGCACGCCUCUAUGCGGGGCCUGCAACAGCGUCAUCAGGGGUCCAUUCCUGGUGGCCCUCGGCCGGUCCUGGCACCCCGAGGAGUUUAACUGUCACUACUGCCACAUGUCUCUGGCUGACGUCAGCUUCGUGGAGGAACAGAACAACGUGUACUGUGAGAACUGCUACGAGGAGUUUUUCGCCCCGACCUGCGCUCGCUGCAACACCAAGAUCAUGGGGGAAGUGAUGCACGCCCUACGGCAGACAUGGCACACCACCUGCUUUGUGUGCGCUGCCUGUGGGAAAGCCUUUGGAAACAGCCUCUUCCACAUGGAGGACGGAGAGCCGUACUGCGAGAAAGAUUACAUCGCGCUGUUCAGCACUAAGUGUCAUGGGUGCGACUUCCCAGUGGAAGCUGGCGAUAAGUUCAUCGAGGCUCUGGGUCACACCUGGCACGAUACCUGCUUUGUUUGUGCGGUCUGCCACGUGAACCUCGAGGGUCAGCCCUUCUACUCAAAGAAAGAUAAACCUCUGUGCAAGAAGCACGCUCAUGCCAUCAACGUGUAAACCCGCCGGAUCACGCCUCAUCAUCACCACCAACAUGUGUGGAAACGCUGGCUUUUUUUCUUUUUUUUGUGCAAAUUUCAAAUUUCUGCUGCCUGAUGAUUCUGCUUCAGAUCCAUCCGACCCGUCGCAUCACGUACUGUGGUUUAUUUUUCUACCAGAAAAAGUGUGUGUGUGUGUGAGAGAGACUGCUGAGCUGCAGAAAUACAGGUGACUGUAGGGAGUCUGCAAGGUGCCAAAUUAAAUAUUAUAUUUUUUAGUGUUUAAUAAUAAUAAUCAAACUUAUAACAACAAAAAUAUUAAACUGGCUAAGCUAUGCAAUAAGGAUUAAAUAGAUAUUUAAGUAAGUCUAAAUAAUAAUAUUAUAAUAUGAGGAAGAAAUUCUUUCUAAUAAAUAUCAAAAACAGAGUGUAUGAAGUAUGUUUAUUUUUCUCUUAAACACGGGGUUAAAGUAGUGGGAUAUUUAGGGUUAAGAGGGUUAAGAGAGUUUUUUUUUAUUAUUUUGAUAAAGUUAUUAUUUUUAUGAAAAAAAAUGUCAGAAAUAAAAAUUAUUAUAAAGUUUUAUUAGUACUUUUUUUGGCUUGGUUUGUAGUGUUUAAAAUUUCAAGUUAACUUGUGAAUUAUUUCAUAUAAAUGUGAAAUUACAAAUUUAUUAUAAUUAAACGUUUUAGAGUGGCACUCUCUGGACUCCGUAUAGCGGAUAUUGUUCUCACCAUUUUUGGACUAUUUUUGGUAAUGUGCCUCUGUUGACUGUUUGAAUGCGACUUUAAUAUUUUUAUUUCCCUUUUAGACUAAAAUAAAAUUAUAUGAAAGUUUUUAUGAGGCAAUACGAAGUGAAACAACAGACUGCAGAGAAGCUGAAAAAUCUAUAAACAGCAGCAAAUUGGAGAUAAAAAAGACUGAGAAGUGUUUCUAGCGUUGCAACCUGUCGUCACUACUCCGACUCUGGGGGCAUGAACACACGACAGGUGACACGUUUCUGUGGCCCCGCCUGAGCAGGUGAACCUCCAGAUGUUUUAAAUGUGAAAACCGCAUCUAAACGCACAGAGAUACUGUGUGAGUGACGGAGUCUAGAUAAACUGGAAACGUUAAACUGACCACAGAAGCUGUUGGGCUCCAAGUGCAGGUGUGCUUCUGCUCUCACGCCGCACUAAGGUGCAUUUGGACUUGUUUGUUCAGGUGAACCUGCUCAGGUGAGACAGCUCUUCGACUUCACGUGCUUCGGGGGGAGAAAUAACCUUGAAUUUCAUAUUUAUUCGACAGUGUGAUCUUUAUUGAGACGCUAGUAUAUCGUCACUGCUGCGUGCAAAUGAUUAGUUAUUUGAUUCAUGUUUGUUUCAGAGCGUUUGGCAUCACGUGGUUAAGUUUGAGUACUGAUUUCAUGAUGAUUUAUGUGUGUGUGUGUUUUAACUACACUGUAAAUGUGAUGACCUUAGUCUGACUGUUAACAACACAAUGGCUCCGCUAAGGAUGGGUAUCGUUUAGGUUUUAUCCGAUACCGGUGCCAAAUCAGUACUUU